Messenger RNA from Microthlaspi erraticum, 1011 nucleotides. The record is from the annotation of a GenBank genome assembly. Lineage: Eukaryota; Viridiplantae; Streptophyta; Magnoliopsida; Brassicales; Brassicaceae.
AUGAUAAACGACUCUGGUUUUGUGGACUUCCCAAGCCGUGGGAACACACUAUCAUGGAGGGGACGAAGACGGGGGAAAAUAGUGCGGUUCCGACUCGAUAGAGCGUUAGCAACGGAAGAAUGGCAUGACUUGUUUCCGGUCUCACAUGUUGAGUAUCUACCAAUGAUUGGCUCUGACCAUAGGCCAAUAUUGGCUACUCUGGAUUCCAAGAUAACCAAGAGUCUAGUACCAGGUUUGGUAGAUAGGAUUUAUAACUGCCGACAUGAAAUUUUGGUUUGGAGGAAGAACAAUCAACCAUAUGAAAGGCAAAAGAUAGCCGAAUUACAGCAGGCACUGGAGGAGAUACAGGAGGAUGAUAAUAGUACUCAAGAGGAACUCAUCGACAUAACCAAUAAGUUGAAGGAAGCAUACAAGGACGAGGAGGAAUACUGGAAACAAAAAGUGGAUUUCACAGGUGUGCUCGAACACAUGUCCCACCAGGUUACAGCACAAGAAAAUGCAGUUUUGACUCGCUGUGCGACUAAAUCAGAGGUGCGCGAAGCAUUGUUUAUGAUGCACCCAGAGAAAGCACCGGGACCAGAUAGCAUGACAGCAUUAUUCUUUCAACGCUCAUGGCAUAUUAUUAAAAAUGAUAUCCUUGAGUUGGUCAAUAGUUUUCUCACAAUGGGUACUUUUGACGAAAGAUUGAAUAUGACUCACAUCUGCCUUAUUCCAAAGACGGGAAGACCGAGCAGAAUGACGGAGUUACGACCCAUCAGUCUUUGUAAUGUGGGAUACAAGAUUAUUUCUAAAGUUCUUUGUCAGAGGCUUAAAGUGAUCUUACCUAGGUUAAUUACGGAAACUCAGUCUACUUUUGUACCGGACAGGCUAAUCUCGGACAACAUUCUCAUAGCUCAGGAGAUGUUUCAUGAUCUCCGGACAAAUAAAUCGUGCAAAGUAAAAUAUAUGGCGGUCAAGACGGAUAUGAAUAACGCCUAUGAUCGGGUAGAAUGGAUGUUUAUGAGGCUUUGA